Messenger RNA from Nannizzia gypsea CBS 118893, 1557 nucleotides. Its product is annotated as glutathione synthetase large subunit. Gene Ontology annotation, biological process: glutathione biosynthetic process. The transcript is spliced from 2 exons. Lineage: Eukaryota; Fungi; Ascomycota; Eurotiomycetes; Onygenales; Arthrodermataceae. Gene Ontology annotation, molecular function: ATP binding; glutathione binding; glutathione synthase activity. Gene Ontology annotation, cellular component: cytosol. Bases 1 to 1557 code for a protein of 518 amino acids. The record is from RefSeq and is a predicted model, not a curated record.
AUGGAUCUCUCGGCUUCCUCCUAUCCACCAGAGCUCUCUCCAGAGCAGAAACAGCAUCUAGUUGCCGCCGUCAAGGAUUGGUGUAUACAUCAUGGCCUUGCCGUCAGACCCCCUCCGGCAUUCAUACAAGGCGCAUCGGAUCCGCAGGGUGUGUUGGCGACCAACGCUCCAGUGACUCUGUUCCCCAGCCUUUUCCCCCGGUCCUGCUACGAGUCGGCAGUAUCGGUGCAAAAGACAUACAACCAGCUUUAUGCCUCUAUAACUACCGAUGUAGAUUGGCUGGGAGAGAUCAUCGAAGAUCUUGUUGAGGUAGAUGAUUUCGUGGCCGGUCUCUGGAAAGUCCAUCUGGCUGUCAAAAGUGAGGGAUAUGUACAGCCUCUCUCACUUGGCUUGUUCCGGUCAGACUAUAUGGUCCAUGGCCCUUCUGGUUCCCCCAGGGAAGCAGAGUUGAAACAGGUUGAAUUCAAUACCAUUGCUGCAUCAUUUGGAGGACUAUCGAGUUUGGUGGCCCAGAUGCAUACAUCUCUCCUGUCAUCUCCAACUGGAGAGCCCCUAGUGUAUCCGUCACAUCCUGCCUUUAAGGGUAACCUGCCGCCCGAAAAUACCGCUGUUCCCACUCUGGCUGGAGGCCUUGCAGCGGCCCACAAGGCAUAUGGCCCUUCCAAGUCUUCUCCAAACCAACUGCCGCUAUGUGUUCUCUUUAUAGUGCAAGCUGGAGAAAGGAAUCUUUUUGACCAGAUGGAACUCGCAACUUGCCUUUCCCAAUCACAUAACAUCACCGUUUUCCGGGUUACAAGCGACGAGAUUCUAGAGUUAACCUCCAUUGCGGAAUCGAACCCUGCCCGCCCUAUCAUAUAUACCCCGAGAUAUUCCCCAUCUACUCAAUUCGAGGCCACCACUAUCUACCUUCGAGCCUUGUAUGGGCCUCAAGACUACCCAGAUGAAAAGGCAUGGAAAGCACGAACUCACAUAGAACGCUCGGCCGCCAUCAAAUGCCCAACGGUGCUCAACCAAUUAUCAGGCUGCAAGAAAGUGCAACAAAUUCUAGCCACAGCAGUCAGCGGCCCUGAGACGGAUUACUUGACCAAGUUCCUUCCUUGCACGGAACCCACCGAAAUACAGCAAAUACGCUCAACUUUUGCGCCCCAGUAUGACCUGGCCGAAGGAGGCCGUGGCAGAGAACUUGCUUUGAAUCCAGAAACUGCUGCAUUCCAUGUUCUCAAGCCUCAGCGUGAAGGAGGCGGAAACAACGUAUACCGUGAUUCCAUUCCCACGUUCCUCAAAUCCAUACCUGAAAAGGACUGGAAAGGCUGGAUACUCAUGGAACUCAUACAGCCCCCACCAGCUAAGAACGUUGCACUUCGCAGUGAUGGUCAGGUCCUCAGCGGCGACGUAAUUGGCGAAUUGGGCACAUAUGGCACAAUCCUGUGGAACAAUGAUGGGCAGACGUUACAUAACGAGCAAGGAGGAUGGCUUAUGAGAACAAAGGCUAAGGAUAGUGAUGAAGGCGGGGUGGCUGCAGGAUUCUCAUCCUUGGACAGUAUCUUACUUGUUUAA